This is a messenger RNA of Osmerus eperlanus (European smelt), 2832 nucleotides long. It is a transcript of the gene mturn, whose product is annotated as maturin, neural progenitor differentiation regulator homolog (Xenopus). Gene Ontology annotation, cellular component: cytoplasm. The transcript has 3 exons. NCBI's taxonomy places the organism in Eukaryota, Metazoa, Chordata, Actinopteri, Osmeriformes, Osmeridae. Gene Ontology annotation, biological process: regulation of signaling; positive regulation of megakaryocyte differentiation. The record is from RefSeq and is a predicted model, not a curated record. The coding region runs from base 692 to 1096 and encodes 134 amino acids.
CAAGACUACAGGACCAUGGCCUUUUGGACAUUGGACCAUAUACUGGACAAUAUUUUAGUAGCGUAUGCUAGUGGGUAUAAAUAGUCCAUUCGUGUUCCAUGAAGAACUGUGUUGCACAAUCGUAGGCCUAAUUGCUUACUAGAUAAUAUUGUCUGCAGACAUAAAAUAAUAAUCAUCAAUAAUUGAGUUGUAUCAGAUUUUAUUCCAAAUUGAGUAGGCUAAUGCAUGAUAAUUGUGAUUAAAUUGUGAUUAUAGGACUAAAUUCAUUUUGAGAGAUACAUUUGGUAAUGCUGGGAGUAGGACAAUUUAUUAUUUACUUCAGCAGACUACACAGCAACGGAAUUGAUCGACGACUGACUCGUUGGUUUACUUUUCGUCAUCGCGUUUCGGGAACGGGCGUAACUAACGUUCCAGGCCGCCUGCGUAUGCGAUCCAACACCGAUCGCCUGAUCUCAUCGGUAACUGACAAACAGGGAUGCAGGUUUGAGAGACCGUUACCGAAUACAGAGAUCGAGCCCGGGUGUGCAGCAGUAAACAGACUAUCCCUCUCUAUCGCCAUGCGGACGGAGUUCUAGGGGCUGCAGUACUGCUGUCCUGUCAGCUGUUUUUGUCUGGAGCAUCACCGUGAGGGCAAGAGAGAUAGGCUAACCGGAGCCACGGACCCCACCGAACGGCAGACCGAGGCUAUAGGAUGGAGUUCAAGCAGCUGGUGGAGGCGGCGGAGAAAUGGUGCUCCGGAAACCCCUUCGACUUGAUUUUUGCCGAAGAGGAGGAUGAGCGGCGACUUGACUUCUAUGCCGAGCCCGGGAUCUCCUUCUAUGUGCUGUGUCCCGACAAUUUGACAGGCGGCACCGACAAUUUCCAUGUGUGGAGUGAGAGUGAGGACUGCCUGCCCUUCCUGCAGCUAGCCCAGGACUACAUCUCAUCCUGUGGGAAGAAGACUCUCCUGGAAGUUCUUGAGAAGGUCUUCACAUCCUUCAGACCUCUCCUGGGUCUUCCUGACAUAGACGAGGACAGCUUUGAGCAGUACCAUGCCAACGUGGAGGAGGAACCAGAGACGGACCACCAGCAAAUGGGAGUCAGCAGCCAGCAGUGAUGCCCCAAGAUAAAGGCCCUGGCUGGGCUACCAGAGCUACCUGUGCCCCAGGCCUCUUCCCCAGCACUGACACACAGGCCCACAUUGUUCCAACUACACCCUAAUUUACAAACACCAAAGCAAAAUACACACACACAUACACACACACAAAUACACACACAUUUCAGCUUGUUGAAGUGCACUUGCGUUCUUAAAAGUCUCAACAGCUUUGCUUCUCAAAUAGUGGACUCUCAGUAGUCCCGUGCUGCCCAUUCAAACACACACACAUACAGUACAUUACACAUCAACUGGUUUAGUAACGCAGUUGUCAUUCAGUACAAGCUUAUUAUUAUUAUUAUUAUCAGUCUCAACCAGGCUAGUUACACGGUCAUGCAAUACAUCACUCACUUAAACACCUGGUCUUAAAAGUGAAUGCCUAUAUGUGGCAGAUAUUCUUUUCUGCCCUACAUGUGUUGAAGUAAGAUGACAAAAGAAAAAAAAGACAGAAAAAUUACACAAGACAGGUCUUUGAAUGUGAAGUGUAGAAUGUUUAGAAUUAGGCUGGAUCACGUUGUUUCAAGAUUCUUAACUUCUCAGAGUUAAGAAUGGAGUGACAGUAUAAUGUGGUGCAGAGGUAGCGAAGCACACAGCAGAGAGAGAGAGAGAGAGAGCAUUUUGAUUGAGUCUCUGUCAGCGGAUAGACUGUCCAACUUUGUAGUGUGAUUUAUAUCUUGUCAGUGUUUGACAUUGUUAAUUAAGUGUGGUCAAGCCUUCACCAAAACACACACACUGCUGAGACAAGAACGGGUUCUGUUAAUGGAGCUAACAGUCGGAUUUAAGUCGAAAACACAUUUACCUCUAGCAAGCAUGUCACACACGUCACCACAAUGAAUGCAGCCUUCCUUUGCCUCCCAGCCCUUCCCAACUCCUCAACUUUUUCCAUGGAAACCAAAGGUUGACUCCCCUCCACCCCUGCAGCUCUUGUUGAUGGACGCUGUUGACCUUUUGACCUGUCAUCAAAUAUUGUCUGGCCUCAUAAACUGGUUUUCUCUCCACACCUUCCUCAGUCUUCCUGCUUACGUGCUGUCUGUAGAACAGUCCUACAGACGCCCUGACUCUGUGAUCUUAAGUCAGUUUUUUUUUUGGCAUUGACAGCCUCAGUUCUGACAAUUGUACAAUUGGACAAGCAGUUCCUAAGUCAGUGUCUAGGAAUAACUGCUGAGGUCUACUCUGAGACCAGCCAUAGCUCCCCCCACCUCUAUUCUCUCGUUACGCCCCUCCUCUUCCUCCUCCUUUCUCUUUUCCUUUCACUCUGUCUUUCUCUUUAACUCUCUGUUUGGUUUGUUUAUAACUAAAGGUAAAGGUUGCCCUGAACCACAGACAUGAGAUCAGAUUACUGUAGAACUAUUGUUUACCUUAUCCUUCAUGGGCAUGAACUAUUACCUGGCCCUGUGCCUGUGUUAAGGGCAUACCUCCUCCGUUGUGAUUAUCGUUGAGUGUAUGUGACACGACCACUACCACUGCUAUGCUUUUGCCCCUGUAGCCUUCCGCCACCUGAUUCUGCAACACUUGUAACUAACUUUGACUAAUAAUAGCCUUCCUUGGCUUCUAAAUAUGUUUGUCUUGUUUGUUUGUUAUUUAUUUGAUUUGAUUGUUUAUGGUUAUUUAAAGUAUUCAUAUGAUCGGUGUUUUAUGUUUGUCCUAAUAUGUGUGUGAAAGUAUUAAAUAAAACGUGGUGAAGGGUGUGCGGAGUCUGA